CAGUAGAAAAGCAAACACGAACCAGAAAACAUCGCUAAAAUCGUAUCAGUCCGCCGUACAGCACCAUAAAUCGGUACAACAGAAUGUCGGAAGUGAAAACUUACUCGCUAGCGGAGGUGAAAUCGCACAACACCAACAAAUCGACGUGGAUCGUCAUUCAUAACGACAUCUACGAUGUGACGGAGUUCCUGAACGAGCACCCCGGCGGUGAGGAGGUCCUGCUCGAGCAAGCGGGCAAGGAAGCCACGGAAGCGUUCGAAGAUGUUGGCCACAGCAGUGACGCACGGGAGAUGAUGAAGAAGUUCAAGGUUGGCGAACUGAUCGAGUCGGAGCGAAAACAAGUCCCAGUCAAGAAGGAACCGGACUGGAAAACCGAACAGCAGGAUGACAACCAACUGAAACAGUGGAUAGUGCCGCUGAUUUUAGGCCUUGUUGCCACCAUCGUGUACCGUUUCUACUUCACCCAGUAAAGAUAUGCAUCCUAUCAUCGGACCAGUACAAUUUUAAGGUUAAAUAAUAUCAGUGGCCAAAUGGUUCGACUGAUGUGCGAAAGUGACGAUGAAAAAGAAUUAAUGCUCGUGGGUGCUCAUGCCAGCUACUAGUGAUAGUCCAUUCCACGCAACAUGCUACUAAGCUGCAUUCGAAACGAAAGGAAGUGUCAGUGCAAGCAACACGUUCUAGUGAGGAGACACAUAGUUUGACCAAACAACAAGACGAUGAAAAUGAGUCAGCUAGGAAAGGAAACUUCGAAACAAUCUUUAACACGCCUUCGAUAAUGUUGUGCGGGAGUGCACGGCGCAGGAUAGAACAAUUUUCAGUAACAGAAUAUGUGUGAUGGGAUUGGUCCUAUGUCGCAUUGUCCCAAACCCAACUACGGCCAAGAAUAUUUCUUAGGAAAAAUUAAUGAUUUGUUUAAAGUUACAUACAUAUUUUUGAAGCAAAUGAAUACUUUAGAUACCAGAGAGAAACGUAAAACAUACAACAGUCUAUAAAUAUGCAUCCAUGAUCAAAUUAUGAAUGUAUGGGGGUGAAUAAUCGUAAUCCAACCGAAUGAUGCGAUGGCAAACUUUUUUUUCUUUUUUUUUAUUCUACUAAAGGAGGGAUACCAAAGUUUCAUCGGCGUUGCCUUAAACACAGGGAAUGAGGGGGUAAAGAGCCAUCGGCGACUACAUACAUUAGAGCAUUGGAGCAGGUAGAAAACAAGACAUACAUUUUACUUUUGGAGCUCAAAACACCACCGCCGGAAGCAUCCAUAGACGCUCUUCUUGUAGCAGGGAUAGUUUAUAACAGACCAGAUAUGAGGCGCUACGGAAUAGGAUGCUUGAAACUUCAUCAUACAUCUUUGUCCUAGCAAGGCAGGGGAAGGAAGGACACACAUUGAAAUACUUUAUACAUUUACUUUAAACUGUUUAAACGUAAUGGAUUUGAAUGUGCAACCUUUUCCACGAUCACGCGUUUCGUGCACAUGCAUUUGUUUCUAUUUUCUAUUUAAAUGUAUCUUCUAUGGGAAAGGUUUAAUGCUAUGUUUUAAUUUUUACAUUGAAUUCUGUGCAACCUUUUUUUACAGGUCAACCUCGAGUCGCGGGAGGCCUAACGUUAUUGAAUAAAACGUGAUUUGUAUGUAAAUAGGA
This is a messenger RNA of Anopheles coustani, 1631 nucleotides long. RefSeq names its product cytochrome b5 (gene Cyt-b5). Bases 84 to 470 code for a protein of 128 amino acids. Gene Ontology annotation, molecular function: heme binding. Gene Ontology annotation, cellular component: intracellular membrane-bounded organelle; membrane. NCBI's taxonomy places the organism in Eukaryota, Metazoa, Arthropoda, Insecta, Diptera, Culicidae. The record is from RefSeq and is a predicted model, not a curated record. The transcript has 3 exons.